GUCAUUACUGAGUGAGAAGUUCUUUCGGCUCGCAUAUCGCAUGCACUGAGUGUACUCAUGCCGAGCUUGUCGGAACACUCCGCAUUAUGCAAAAAUAUGGAGUGCGAGGCCUUCGUGGUAUAGAUAAUACAGCCAAACAAUAACCCAGGUCAUUUAUUCGGCUAUCUGAGCUGUCAUAACAAGAUGAUCGUGUCCAUUAAAGCACACAACGCAAAACAAACUAAAGGCUUUCUUUACAUCACGGCGCGUCACAUGUCGUUUUCGGUUCGCGUGCUGUGAUUGGCUAGCGAUUGUUAGAGCAAUUUUUCCGCUAAUUGGUUGUUUGAUGCUAUUGGUUGCUGUGUCUCGCAGUAGAGAGAGAGUCUUGACGUCGGGUUAAUACUAGCCAUGCACAACUCACUCUUGGAUAUAUUGCAGGGAAUUCAAGAGGGCUAAUGUGGGCCUUCGCUUCAAGUCGCAAUCAUGCGGGUGCUACUAAGCACGGUCUUGCUCUUUCAAAUCGUCGUAGCAAAUCAAGAUAUUCUGUGCUGUAAGCGAGCAUCGGGCUUCAAGCGAUGUCGAAGCGCAUGCAACGAGUAUGUUGCCCAAACAUACGUUCGAAAGCGCUUCGCUCAACUGAAAGAGCUACCCAAGCACUGCCCGGGCUACUUGACGGAUUUCUGGAGCUGUCUGAACCGCAGUAACUCCGUUGACCAAUAUGUGGAUUCCAAAAUGGCAAACCAUGCUGGCAUUUGCUGCCUGCUCACGUCUCUCCCACACUGCCGGCAGGAUUGCUUAAAAGGAAAGCUUUUGGCAUUGAACAAGAGCUGCCCCCAGGCCUCCGACCAGCAUGCUCAUCUACACUCAUGCAUAGAUAGACAUCAAGAAACAGCAAAGUGUUGUAGGAGUGCCUCUAAAGAUUGUGUCAAGGCUUGUAAAGUGAUUUUUUCUUCUGAAAAACCACCAAAAAUGUCAGCGAAGAAGAGAGUGCGAGAGCAAUGUGCAAUUGGGGGCCAGCAUGUUAUCAACUGUGUAGAAAACUCAGUUCCCACUGGUUGCCCAAAGGGGAAGUCGGACUGUGAAAGCCAAUCAGGUGAACAGCUGAGAUGCUGUGACUUGGCUGGGGAGGAACAAUGCAAAAAAGGAUGUAAAAGAGUUCUGCUGAAAAUGGACAAUGCUAAGGAAUCUAUGGAGGGUCUCACCAAUGCAUGCAAGGAGCCGCUUCAGGAGAAAGCCAAUCAAAAAAUGUGGAAUUGCCUUCUCUCUCCUGUUGUGCGAGAUCCGACACCAUUACCUAUUACAGGUAUGAUAAGCAUUGACGGAGCCAAGCUUCAAUGUUGUUCCAAAGCACUUUCAUCUCUGUGCUGGCGGUUGUGCAUUACAAUGUUCACAUCGUCAUGGGAUGGGUCACAAAACUACCAGCAGUUUGACAGGCAGUGUACCUACAAUCCCAAAGAGGCAAAUCUAAUGAACUGCAUAGCAGAUGUCACAAAGCCUUGCCAAUUGGGCUGCAGUGGCUUGAAUUUUUGUACAAAUUUCAACAACAGACAUACUGAACUGUUUAGGAGUUGUGACGCUAAGUCUGACUCCCAUGCCAAGUACCACAUGCAGGACUGGGAAAAGGGGAUUAUCAAUAUGCCUGGAAUGCCGAUUCCAGUCCAGGACAUUAAAACAUGCUUGCCAGAUACUUGGAAGACGAUCGCAUGUGUCCUACAAAUUAAGCCUUGCAGUAUAAAAUCACACAGGAGCACCAUAUGCAGGGCUGACUGCAUCCGCAUUUUGAACCAAUGUGGAAAUGCCACACUAAUGCAUCAACAACCACCUGAAGAGGUGUGCAACAAGCUUUCUCCCAUGGUAGACCAGUCAAGCUGCAUCUCAAUCGGCAAAUAUCUAAGACCCAGUCCCUACUCAGACGUCACUGACCAAGUAACUCACCCUUGUAACCCCAACCCGUGCCAGAAGUCCAGGAUAUGUGAGAUCAACAGAACAUGUUAUGCUGCUUCCCUUGAUGGCUGUGAGCGUCACACCUGUUACCCAGGAUGUCGUCUUGGAGAGGCAUCAACAUUUCUUGUGAGGAUGGGAGAAUAUGCUAAAGUGCCAGUGGAGUCAGGCCAAGAUGGCUGCUUUAGGGUGUGUCAUUGUGGAAGUGAUGGAAAGCUGUCUAGAUGUACAAAUCUUGAAUGUGUAUACAAGAGAACAUGCGCUGUUAAAGGUCUACAAAAGCCAAAAGAACAUGGAGAGAGAUUUGCGAUUGGGAGGAACUUCUGUGCAUGCUUUGCUGGCGAGUUGAUGUGCACAAGAAAGACAAUUCAGCAAGGCCUAUCUAUGGAGUUCAUCAGCACAAAUGACUCUCUUCCUUGUGGCUGCCCUGCAACACAUGAUCCUGUGUGCGCAAGGGAUGGUAGAACCUACCCUAACGCAUGUAUUGCUAGAUGUUCUGGGUUGAAGCCCAACCAAUAUUCAGAGGGAAACUGUGCGUCAAUUGACCCCUGCAAAGACAACCCGUGUGACAAGGGACAAAGGUGUAUAAUUGCCCGGAAGUCUUGCAUCUCUACCAAUGAACCAUGUGUUCAAUAUUUUUGUGUUGCAGCAAGUUCUUAUUGUAAGGACAUGCAACUUGAGCCUGUGUGUGACACAGAUGGCCAGCAGCAUCCAAAUCUGUGCUCUCUUCACUUCCAAGGGAAGAAAUUGGCUUAUAAAGGAUUUUGCAAGUCCUACUGCAAAUCCCCAACUAAGCCAGUAUGUGGUGUGAACGGAGAAACCUACAGCAGCAUCUGUGGAGCGCACUCCGCCCGAGUGGUUGUGGACUAUGAGGGACCAUGCAGAGCAAUUGGUUAUGGACAAGUUAAAGAGGACACAUCCAGGUGUGCCAAUGUGGAGUGCCCCAAGCGGGUACCUGGAAACUGCAAGGGGGUCCACCCCCCUGGGGCUUGCUGCAUGCAGUGUGCUGCCCAGCUAAGAGUACUGGUCAGUCAGACACAGCUAACUAUCAACAGCCAAGGGUUCCGUAACUAUGGCCCCAUUACCCUGGAGCAUCUACUGGUGGCACUCCGGCGGCAUGUCACUACGUCUGAGUGUGACCUGUUUGGCUAUCAAAGUAUUGAGGGAGAUGUGGUUGUUCUUAUAAUGGCUGUAACACUCAAGCCCACCAUGUUACAGAUUGAAGCAUGCAGUUUGGAGGCACAAAAGAUAGAGGCUUCGAUCAACACCGAAAGCCCAUCAUUUACCUCAGAUGUUCUACUCUCUACACUAAAAGGUGCCCAGACAGACACGCCUUCCUUGUCCGCAAUGACACAAGCAUCAAGUACAUCAUCAAUCAAAUUUAUUCACCUAUUAGGUGCUUUGCUGCACACCUAUUUUAUUACAAAUUUGGUGCUGAGCAGUUAGCAUCAAAUGUAAAUUAGAUAGCGUGAAAUUAUUUUUAUGAUAAAAAACUAAACUAAAAUAUAAAUUCUGGUAUUGUAAAGACAAAAUCAGAGCAUAUCAGUUUCUGGAUAAAAUAUUAUAACCAAUGAAAAUGUACAGUAUUAUAUAGUAUAUAUUUUGUAAAAAUAAUUACUACUGUAUUUGACAUGUUAUGUUUUGUUUUACAACAAACAAAAUCACAAUCCAAGGCAUUUAAAGAAUGAAAAAAAAUUCAAUAAAAUACUGGGUGGCUUUAUGAUUUACGUCAUCCACAACUAUUUUUAAUUUGGCCGUCUAGUGAUCUUUAUUAAAGAUAUUAUUGCAGAUUUAAAAAAAAAA
Nematostella vectensis (starlet sea anemone) is the source of this 3723-nucleotide messenger RNA. Its product is annotated as reversion-inducing cysteine-rich protein with Kazal motifs. The record is from RefSeq and is a predicted model, not a curated record. The transcript has 28 exons. Gene Ontology annotation, cellular component: plasma membrane. Lineage: Eukaryota; Metazoa; Cnidaria; Anthozoa; Actiniaria; Edwardsiidae. Gene Ontology annotation, molecular function: protein binding; metalloendopeptidase inhibitor activity. The coding region runs from base 463 to 3366 and encodes 967 amino acids. Gene Ontology annotation, biological process: extracellular matrix organization.